This is a messenger RNA of Trichechus manatus latirostris (Florida manatee), 729 nucleotides long. RefSeq names its product peroxisomal biogenesis factor 11 gamma (gene PEX11G). Bases 1 to 729 code for a protein of 242 amino acids. The record is from RefSeq and is a predicted model, not a curated record. Gene Ontology annotation, biological process: peroxisome fission. The transcript is spliced from 5 exons. Lineage: Eukaryota; Metazoa; Chordata; Mammalia; Sirenia; Trichechidae. Gene Ontology annotation, cellular component: peroxisomal membrane.
AUGGCGUCGCUGAGUGGCUUGGCUUCGGCGCUGGAGUCGUACAGGGGCCGGGACCGCCUGAUCCGAACGCUGGGUUACUGCUGCCAGCUGGUCGGCGGGGUGUUGGUGGAACAAUGCCCGGCCAAGUCAGAUGUGGGGACGCGCCUGCUGGCGUUGUCCGCCCAGCUCAGCCGCUGUAGGACAGUCCUGCGACUCUUUGACGACCUGGCCAUGUUUGCCUACACUAAGCAGUAUGGCUUGGGGACAGAGGAGGAGGACCUCUUUGUCCGCUGGGUGUCUGUUCUGGGCAACCUGGCGGACCAGCUAUACUACCCCUGUGAGCACGUCGCCUGGGCUGCUGACGCCAAGAUCCUCCAUGUGGACGCCGCCCACUGGUGGGCGCUGAGCACAGCGUUCUGGGGCCUCUCCCUGCUCCUGGGCAUCGCCAGGUCCCUGUGGAUGGUGUUGAAGCUGAGGCGGAGGCUGAGGAGUCCCACAGUGGCCUUUCCUGGGUGGCCGCCCCGGAGCAAGCGGAGGACCCUGGAGGCACAGAUACGGUCGGAGACGCUGACCGUGCUCAGCAACCUGGCUGACCUGGCCAACGCCGUGCACUGGCUGCCCCCGGGGGUGCUGUGGGCUGGCUGCUUCCCCCCAUGGCUGGUGGGCCUCCUGGGCACCGUGUCCUCCCUCCUCAGCGUGUAUCAGGCCGUCAGGGCCCGCGACAACCAGGCUGACGCCGCCAGCUCCUGA